CUAUGACACCUCCUCACCGUUGUGCUGUCAUCCGCGGGAACGUCUUCUGCGGUUUCUGUAGGACGUUAAAACUGCGAAAGUGUUGCUUAUACAUUUUUGACAAAAGUCUAACUCUGACCAUUUCAUCAACACUCUCAGCUUUCACUCUCAAAUCUCUAAAUCUAAGCCCAUAAACCCUACUACCCCAUUCAAUUUCCCAUCCGGAUUUCAUAUUACAUUUCAUGUAGUGGAGCUGUUUCUCAAUUCGGAUUAACAAGAAUAAUAAAAAUGUCAUCCAUACAUCAAAGGCAGCAAUUGCAGCAGCAGCAUCAGCAGCAUCUUCUCUCGGACUCCUACCCAAUUGCGCUCCGCAGCUCGCCAAAUUGGGGAACAUCCAUCUCCGUUUUCGGCCGAACAGGGCUCUUGGUGCUCUUGACGUUGGUGGUAGUAUUGGGUGUUGUGCUGCCAGGAAUGAGAGCGCCUGAUGGCCUGUUUGGUGGAUCCAAAGUUUCGGUUUCCAAAUGGCGAGAGUACACAUUGGAAGAGGCUGUCCCCUUUGCGGCCAAGAACGGGACUUUGAUCGUUUGUGCAGUGAGUCAGCCUUAUUUGCCGUUUCUCAAUAAUUGGUUGAUUAGCAUUUCCAGGCAAAAGCAUCAGGACAAGGUGCUGGUGAUUGCUGAGGACUAUGCCACGCUUUAUGCUGUGAAUGACAGGUGGCCUGGCCAUGCUGUUCUUGUUCCGCCUGCCCCAGAUGCUCAAGUUGCCCAUAAGUUCGGUUCUCAGGGUUUCUUUAAUUUUACUUCUCGAAGGCCUCGCCACCUACUGUACAUUUUGGAGCUUGGAUACAAUGUUAUGUAUAAUGAUGUUGACAUGGUAUGGUUGGCUGAUCCAUUUCCUUAUUUGCGAGGAGAUCAUGAUGUGUACUUCACUGAUGACAUGACUGCAGUGAAACCUUUGAACCACUCUCAUGAUUUGCCACCUCCAGGGAAAAAGGGCCGCACUUAUAUAUGCAGCUGCAUGAUUUUCAUGCGCCCCACUGAUGGAGCAAAACUGGUUAUGAAAGAGUGGAUUGAGGAACUUCAAGCUCAGCCAUGGUCCAAUGCGAAGAAAUCAAAUGAUCAGCCUGCCUUUAACUGGGCACUGAACAGAACUGCAGCACAGGUGGAUCUCUACCUGCUUCCCCAGGUAGCAUUUCCUACAGGAGGAUUAUACUUCAAGAACCAGACAUGGGUGCAAGAAACAAAGGGGUUGCAUGUUAUCAUCCAUAACAAUUAUAUCACAGGUUUUGAGAAGAAGAUAAAGCGCUUUCGUGACUUUGGGCUCUGGUUGGUAGAUGAUUAUGCACUGGAGUCCCCGCUUGGAAGGAUAUAACUAGCUGAAGGAUCUUAAGGAUACCCGUCUACAGCUCAGUCAUGCUUGAACCCAGCAUGAAAUGCAACCUGUGAUUAGCUCUGUCAUUUGUGCACAUCAGCCUCAGAUGUGGAAUCAUAUGGAAGGAUGGUCAGCAUUGGCUUCCAAUUUUUCCCCGUGCUACUUGCCUCCUACACUUCCAAGAAUUGCACUGAAUGCCAACUGCAGAAAGUGCAGCUCUUUUCUGGAUUUGUUUUUCCUAUUUUCUGAGUUAGUUUGGCAUGAAGAAGACGAAGCUGAGUUUGAAUAGUUCCUCUUGAUGUUCUUUUUUCCAGAAUCCCCACAUUCUUUACUACCUAUGAACUGCUCAAGCCUGAAUUCUGCCUAUUGUACUUGGUAGGGUGAAAUUUUAUGUACCCAUUGAGGCAAAGCACCCCAAUGUUUUUGGUUCCAAGUUCUGUAUCAUUUACUCAUACUUUCAUCUUAAAAAUGCUUCUAACAUAGUGUUGUUGAGUAA
Vitis riparia (riverbank grape) is the source of this 1846-nucleotide messenger RNA. RefSeq names its product UDP-D-xylose:L-fucose alpha-1,3-D-xylosyltransferase MGP4-like. Gene Ontology annotation, cellular component: Golgi apparatus. The coding region runs from base 268 to 1350 and encodes 360 amino acids. Lineage: Eukaryota; Viridiplantae; Streptophyta; Magnoliopsida; Vitales; Vitaceae. The transcript has 4 exons. The record is from RefSeq and is a predicted model, not a curated record. Gene Ontology annotation, molecular function: glycosyltransferase activity.